AUGGGUGUUGUCAACCCGAAGAGAAGAAUCGAGGAGUAUAUUGAUGACAACGUUGAAAUCACUUUCUUUGAUCGUUUCUAUAACUGGGAAGUUGCGGCAGGAUCGUAUAUAGUGCGGAAUACAAAGUGGGCACAGAAUUUUCUCAAAGGUUUCGCUGACUACGAAUAUAGACUACCGGCUCAAUACCAUGGCACAGACAAUGGAGCAUUGCAUGCUUACCUCGCCGAAGUCCUAUACAGCAAGGAAAGAAAGAGCGAACUGGCAUUCUGUCUGCACAUUUAUUACAAUUUGAAAAGCUACGAAGAUCUAUUCACAUUUCAAGCAUGUGUUCGCGCGAUGAUGGGACUGAACACAGUCAUAGGAAAUAUAAAAAUUUUCAAAAAAGUAAGUGGAUUUUAA
Molecule: messenger RNA, 399 nt
Organism: Cooperia oncophora
Lineage: Eukaryota; Metazoa; Nematoda; Chromadorea; Rhabditida; Trichostrongylidae
Source: the annotation of a GenBank genome assembly